This is a messenger RNA of Cloeon dipterum, 827 nucleotides long. RefSeq lists its product as uncharacterized. Gene Ontology annotation, molecular function: double-stranded DNA binding; recombinase activator activity. The transcript is spliced from 4 exons. Gene Ontology annotation, biological process: meiotic strand invasion involved in reciprocal meiotic recombination; homologous chromosome pairing at meiosis; meiotic joint molecule formation. Lineage: Eukaryota; Metazoa; Arthropoda; Insecta; Ephemeroptera; Baetidae. Gene Ontology annotation, cellular component: condensed nuclear chromosome; DNA recombinase auxiliary factor complex. The record is from RefSeq and is a predicted model, not a curated record. Bases 148 to 792 code for a protein of 214 amino acids.
UUGUCAGCUCACAAUCAGUUGGUGGCAGGUAUAUUAUUUUAUUUUUCAUUCUUUUUUCCUUUAAUUGUGAUUCAAACUGAAGGAAAAUAAUAUCAGAAUAGGUGAAGGCCAUUGGAAGCUUACAAUUUACAGGAUUAAAGUCCAAAGAUGAGUGAAGAAAAAGGCGGCAAAUUGUCGGACACCUUGCUCAGGUUACUGAGAGGGACCGGAAGACCUUUCAGCGUGAAUGCCCUGCUAAAAGAACUACCCAAAGAUGCAAAGAAGGCCAGUGUGGAAAAAGUCCUCGGGAAGCUAGUCGAUUCUGAAUGUGUCGUGGAAAAGACGUUUGGCAAGAAGACCCUGUACUGGGCCAAGCAGUCCAAAGUGGACUCGGCCAAGCUGUUGGAGCAGAGGAACCAGCUGAGCGAGCAGAUCAUCCUCCUGGACAAACAGUUGGCUGCUACUGAGGAAACCGCUCGAAAGCUGGAAGCAGAGUUGAAGCCGUUCACAAGCAAGGGCAAGCAGGACCCUGACCAGAAGCUCAGCGGACCUGAACUGGACGAGGCCAUCAAGGAGCAAGAGAAAAGGGUGGAGAGCCUGACUGCUCAGCGAGACAGAAUGGCAGCUGCAGGCGGACCGAAAAAGAGCUCCAAGAGUAAGGCUGAGUACGAGAAGGCCUGGAGGCAGAGGAAGAGGAUUGUACUUGACAUCAUGGGGGCGGUUCUGGAGAAUUCAGAGACGCUGACCAAAAAGGAUAUCAUAGAGCAAAUAGGCCUGGAAACUGAUGAGGACGCUGGGGUGGCUCUCCCUUAAUUCUGUACUUUGUUGUGUAAAUAAUAUUAAAUUGU